Messenger RNA from Exophiala bonariae, 1386 nucleotides. RefSeq lists its product as uncharacterized. The record is from RefSeq and is a predicted model, not a curated record. Lineage: Eukaryota; Fungi; Ascomycota; Eurotiomycetes; Chaetothyriales; Herpotrichiellaceae. The coding region runs from base 1 to 1386 and encodes 461 amino acids. Gene Ontology annotation, biological process: transsulfuration. The transcript has 2 exons. Gene Ontology annotation, molecular function: pyridoxal phosphate binding; transferase activity, transferring alkyl or aryl (other than methyl) groups.
AUGGCAUCAGACGAAGCUGCGCAGAGGUUUGAAACCCUUCAGAUCCAUGCUGGACAGGCUCCCGAUCCUGCUACAAAGUCUCGUGCUGUUCCGGUCUAUCAAACCACGUCCUUCACUUUCGAUGACUCGGCCCAUGGCGCGAGGCUGUUUGGCCUCAAAGAGUUUGGAAAUAUUUACAGUCGAAUCAUGAAUCCUACUGUGGACGUUUUUGAAAAGCGAGUUGCCGCUCUCGAAGGAGGUGUUGCGGCUGUGGCCACUUCCUCGGGUCAAGCCGCUCAAUUUCUCGCCAUCAGUGCUCUCGCUCAUGCUGGCGACAACAUCGUCUCAACCUCCAAUCUCUAUGGUGGCACCUACAAUCAAUUCAAAGUCUUCUUCCCUCGCUUGGGAAUCAACACAAAGUUCGUCAAUGGAGAGGAUCCCAAAGACAUUGCGGCAGCCAUUGAUGACAAGACCAAGGCGGUCUAUGUCGAGACAAUUGGCAACCCUCGAUACAACGUUCCCGACUUUGAAGCCAUUGCCAAAGUAGCCCAUGAGAAGGGUGUUCCUUUGGUCGUGGACAACACGUUUGGCGCAGGUGGCUACUUCGCUCAACCCUUCAAGCAUGGUGCAGACAUCAUUGUACAUAGUGCAACCAAAUGGAUUGGUGGUCAUGGCACCUCAAUCGGUGGUGUCGUUGUCGAUUCCGGUAAAUUCGACUGGGCUGCCAACGCCAAGAGAUUCCCUCAGUUCAACGAUCCUUCCCCUGGCUACCACGGAUUGAAAUUUGUUGACACUUUCGGCGCCCUAGCGUUUAUCAUCAGAGUCCGAGUAGAAAUCUUGCGAGACGUUGGUGCAUGCUUGGCACCCUUUAAUGCUCAACAAUUCAUCCUUGGUCUUGAGACACUGAGCUUGAGAGGCGAGCGACACGGUCAGAAUGCGCUGAAGCUGGCCAAAUGGCUCGAGACUCGACCAGAAGUCGCAUGGGUCUCGUAUCCUGGUCUCGAAAGCCACCCAAGCCACCAGUUGGCCAAGAAGUACCUGCCCCGCGGCUUCGGAGGUGUCUUGUCGUUUGGUGUAAAGGGCGGAGCAGAGGCAGGCUCACAGGUGGUUGAUGGAUUCAAGUUGAUCUCCAACUUGGCAAAUGUCGGAGACGCGAAGACCCUUGCCAUCCACCCAUGGUCAACAACACAUGAACAGCUCGAAGAGCAAGAACGAUUGGACUCGGGAGUGACCCCAGAUGCCAUCCGCAUAUCGGUGGGAAUCGAACACAUCGAUGACAUUAUUCAAGAUUUCACACAGAGCUUUGAAGCAAGCGCAGCUGCAGGCAAAGAUCAGGGAGCGGACAAGGACAAUGCCACGAUUCAGCCAAAGCCAACGACUGAAGGCGCACUCAGUGGGGCUACCUAA